Molecule: messenger RNA, 480 nt
Organism: Cladophialophora psammophila CBS 110553
Lineage: Eukaryota; Fungi; Ascomycota; Eurotiomycetes; Chaetothyriales; Herpotrichiellaceae
Exons: 1
Coding region: 1-480 (159 amino acids)
Source: RefSeq, a predicted model, not a curated record
AUGGACAUCUCUCUAUCCACAUGGCGCGUCCUCGGCCUGUCAGUGGCGACGACGUACAUCGGCCUAGGCACAUUCGCGCUGACCUGUCCGGUUCUGGCGGCCAAGGGGUUCGGGCUAUACCCGCACUCGUCGCCGUCCACAUCUAGCUCAAUGGCGCCACCGGGGUCGAACGCGAACCCGACCAAGAGCAGCACAUCGCCGCCCGAGCACGCCAACGCCGACGUGGCCAACCACGCCGCCGCCGUGACGACCUCGAUGGCCCUGCUGGGCGCGCGCGACCUGAGCAUCGGCAUCGCGCUCACAAAGUUUGGCGUCGACGGCAAGCUCCAGGACAUGGGCAUCCUGAUCCUCGCGGGCAUGGUCCUCUGCGCCGUCGACGUCUAUGAGAUCUGGUGCCUCCGCGGGCCCGGUUGGGGCGCUGCCUUUGCCGCGGGCGCCGGCAUGUGGUUGGGCAUUGGGAUCGGGUUGGUUCAGGUGUAA